This is a messenger RNA of Sclerotinia trifoliorum, 898 nucleotides long. The record is from the annotation of a GenBank genome assembly. NCBI's taxonomy places the organism in Eukaryota, Fungi, Ascomycota, Leotiomycetes, Helotiales, Sclerotiniaceae.
UAUUACGAACACAAUAGUGAAGGACGUCGACCACCUUAAAUUUACUAUUGGAGCCACAUAAGUCGACCGAUCAUAUAUCAAUCGAUCUCGCAAGUCUCCUCAUACUAUCAUCCACUUUAAUACAAUGGCACCAACUCCCGAAUCUGCCGCAUUCCUCGCGAAGAAACCUACUGUUCCUCCGACUUUCGAUGGUGUCGAUUACGAUGAUACAGCACGAUUGAAGCAAGCACAAGAUGCGGUUAUUCGAGAACAAUGGGUUAAGAGCAUGAUGGCACGUUUAGUGAGAGAAGAAUUAGGAAAGUGUUAUUACAAGCAGGGGGUUAAUCAUUUGGAGAAAUGUGGUGCAUUAAGAGGUGAGGAUUGAUAUUUAUAUGCUGUAGGAAAAUAUAGGACUUUGGUGAAGGGAUUUGUUUUCAUGAUUUAUAAGGAAUUAAGCUUUUGAUGAAGAACUUCUUAUCAAUCUUGGAGCUAAUCCUUUCUCUCAGAUCGAUACUUCGAGUUAUUAAAGGAGUCCAAGAUUAGAGGUUACUUGUUCGAGCAACAAAAUUAUACCAAGAAGCCGGAGUAGAUGUCUAAUGAAAGUCUGGAUGGUAGAGGGAGUGAAUGACAGAGGGUAUGGGCUGGCAAUGAGGAGAUGUCGAGCUGGAUGAGGUUCGGCGUGAAUGAGCUCAACGCGACUUGAGGCGGGCAGGAUUCUGGAACGAAACGCUGAAGAUAUACAAAAGUCCAGCGCAGUCCGCAGCAUUUGUCCAAACCUAGGGGCCUAGAACUGGCCUACUAUUGGGACUGUAAAUAUGAAACAUUGUACAACGGAUCUUUUUCACACACUUGUGUUCAAUUUUGGGAAACGCGUCUUUCCCGACUCUCCCCUGGGUAUACACUUUAUGUCGACAAAUAC